AUGUGGCAGUGUUCGGUCUUCAGAAAUGCACACAAGGUGCUGGAUGCAAUAUAGACACAUUUGACCAUUCAAGGGCCUUUAGUUCUGGGAGUUUGGCAUGCACAUACUAGUGAACUGAGAGGAGCAUUGGGCUUGAUUCUUGAUUUUGAGUGGUGCAUUAGAUUCUAGUGGAGACCAUCACAUGUGGUAGAUGUUUUAUUUUUAGAGAAGAGGUGCUGCAUGCCGGUUGGUUCUUUGGAACUGUGGAGUUCUCCUUGGUGGAAGCCUCUAAAAGGCUAGCAGACAUUCCUUGGAGAACUGUAAGGACCCAAAAGAGAGAGGGUUUGAGAACCUAAAACCACCGCAAAAUGUUUAACAAAUCAUUUGGCACGCCUUUUGGAGGCACCACAGGCGGCUUUGGGACAACUUCAACUUUUGGGCAGAAUGCUGGCUUUGGGACUACAAGUGGAGGAGCAUUUGGAACGUCUGCAUUUGGAUCAAAUAACAACACAGGGGGCCUCUUUGGGAGUACGCAGGCCAAGCCAGGUACAGGAGGCUUGUUUGGUGCAAGCACCUUUAGCCAGCCAGCCACGUCCUCCACGAGCACCGGCUUUGGGUUUGGAACAUCAACAGGAACUUCUAGUGGCUUGUUUGGAACAGCGAGCACCGGCGGAGGUCUCUUCUCAUCCCAGAACAAUGCUUUUGCACAGAAUAAACCUGCAGGGUUUGGCAACUUUGGGACAAGUACUAGCAGCGGUGGCCUGUUUGGGACCACCAACACCACCUCCAACCCAUUUGGGGGGACUUCUGGAUCCCUUUUUGGAACGGCUAGCUUUACCACCGUUCCGACUGGCACUACCAUUAAAUUCAACCCACCAACUGGCACAGACACUAUGGUUAAAUCUGGUGUCAGUACAAACAUCAGCACGAAACAUCAGUGUAUUACUGCUAUGAAAGAAUAUGAAAGUAAAUCGCUGGAGGAACUUCGUUUGGAAGACUAUCAAGCAAACAGGAAAGGUCCCUCCAACCCUGUAGGAGCAGGAGCCACUCCCGGGCUCUUUGGAUCGUCCACGGCUACGUCCAGUGCAGCCACGGGCCUCUUUGGAUCGUCCACCACCAACACUGGUUUUUCAUAUGGACAGAAUAAAACCGGCUUUGGAACUAGUACAACAGGUUUUGGAACAGGAACUGGGGGCCUCUUUGGCCAGGCUCAGCCAACCACCAGCCUCUUCAACAAGCCGUUUGGCCAGGCCACCACUGCGCAGAACACGGGCUUUUCGUUUGGGAAUACCAACACCCUUGGGCAGCCCAACACAAACACCAUGGGUUUAUUUGGAGCAACACAGCCCUCACAGACUGGAGGCCUUUUUGGGACAGCUGCCAAUACGAACACUGCGACAGCAUUUGGAACUGGGACGGGCCUCUUUGGACAAGCCAACACAGGAUUUGGUGUUGGGGGCUCGUCUCUGUUUAGCAACAAGCCUGCUGGAUUUGGAACCACAACCACCAGUGCACCUUCAUUUGGGACAAAUACAACUGGCCUUUUCGGCUUUGGUGGAAACACUACUGGGAAUAGCCUGUUUGGAAACAAGCCUGCAGCUGGGGCUCUGGGAACUGGACUUGGUACAGGAUUUGGAACAGCCCUUAAUGCAGGGCAGACGUCCUUAUUUGGAAGCACCCAGCCUAAACUUGGGGGUGCACUGGGGACAGGAGCAUUUGGUGCCCCUGGAUUUAAUACCUCAACAGCCACCCUAGGCUUUGGAGCUCCCCAGCCUGCUGUGGCUCUGACGGACCCCACUGCUUCGGCAGCCCAGCAAGCCAUUCUUCAGCAGCACCUCAAUAGCCUGACUUAUUCGCCCUUCGGGGAUUCCCCUCUCUUCAGAAACCCCAUGUCUGACCCAAAGAAGAAAGAGGAGAGACUGAAGCCCACCAAUCCAGCAGCUCAGAAGGCAUUGACCACGCCCACUCACUACAAGCUGACUCCUCGCCCUGCAACUAGAGUACGGCCCAAGGCUUUGCAGACCACAGGAUCCUCAAAAUCCCACCUCUUUGACGGCCUGGAUGACGACGAGCCAGCCCUGUCCAACGGGGCGUUCAUGCCCAAGAGGAGCAUUAAGAAGCUAGUUCUGAAGAACCUCAACAGCAGCAAUCUGUUCUCACCUCUCAGUGGCGAAGCUGAUGACCUUGCUUCUCCAUCAGAGUAUCCAGAGAAUGGAGAACGCUUCAACUUCCUCUCCAGGUCGGUUGAGGAGAACCACAGACAGGACGGGGAGCAGGAGGAAGAAGACACCAGUCAUCACGAAGUGACCGGCUUCUUUAGCAACCCCAUUGCCAAGCAGACCCCAGAGAAAGCCAUGCACAAGCACCACAACCAUGUCGACAACACUAUCAUGGCCUUGAACGUGCGCCCUCCCCUGCGAAAUGGGCUGGAAGGCAGCAGUGAGGAGGCCUCCUUCCACGAGGAAUCCCUGCAGGAUGACCAUGAGGAGGAGACAGAGAGCAUUCAUCACAUCCAUCCAGCAGGAAUUGUUUCGACACGAGUGGGCUAUUACACCAUCCCAUCCAUGGAGGAGUUGGCCAGAAUGACGACUGACAGAGGGGAGUGCUUGGUGACAGACUUCACCAUCGGCCGUAAAGGCUACGGCUCCAUCUUCUUUGAAGGCGAAGUAAACCUGACUAACUUGAAUCUGGAUGAGAUUGUGCACAUCCGCAGGAAAGAAGUGAUCGUCUACCCAGAUGAUGAACUGAAGCCACCCAUUGGGGAAGGUUUGAACAGGAGAGCUGAAGUUACUUUGGAUGGAGUUUGGCCCACUGAUAAAACCUCCCGUGGUUUGAUAAAAAGCCCAGAACGGCUGGCAGAAAUGAACUAUGAAGGAAGGCUGGAGGCGGUGUCUCGGAAGCAAGGUGCCCAAUUCAAGGAGUACCGCCCUGAAACGGGUUCGUGGAUAUUCAAGGUGGCUCAUUUCUCAAAAUAUGGCUUGCAAGAUUCUGACGAGGAAGAGGAGGAGCAUUCAUCAAAAGUAGAUGCAAAGAAGUUAAAAACUGCUCAGGCACCCCCGCUGGGCCAGUCAGUGUCCCAACAAGUAGCUCUGAGUGGGAAACCAGCACUGCCCUCCAAGAGCCCAGAUGUUGAACAGCUGGGGAAGGUGGCGGAGUUUGACAGUGACAUGGCAGACAUCACCCAGGACAUCGCUCAGGAUUCUGCAGUGGAAGAGAGCCUUGCAGAAGAGCAGGAGCCUGUGCCAGCGUCCACUCACAUUGCAUCCUCUCUGGACAUCAACCCUCACACACUGCAGAUAAUGAAGGCUUCAUUGCUUGUGGAUGAAGAAGAUCUGGACUUCAUCCUAGAUCACCGAUUUGGCAAGCAGUUGCCACUGGUGGAUACUUCCCAAGAAAUUUGCUCUCCAAGACUGCCAAUUGCUGCCUCAACACAGGAGAGGAAAAGCCGUCCCUCAGUUGGUGGGCUGCUGCGGCCGAGAGUCUCUAGUGGGUCUUUCCUCCUCCCUGCUGCUUCUCUCCAGGACCUCCGCAGCCCAAGGACUUCCUUGCAAGGUGGUGCUCCUUCUGCGCCUUCAUGGUCUGCACGUUCCCCGCUGGCUUCUGUUUUCACAGUGCCCAGUUCAGCGCCUGACGUUCCACUGAAGACAGUGGGUAUCCGCAGGCAUCCUGGGCUGGUGCCUUUGGAAAAAUCAGUCACCUAUGGGAAAGGAAGGCUUCUGAUGGAUAUGGCUCUCUUCAUGGGGCGCUCCACCCGUGUUGGCUGGGGAGCCAACUGGAUUCUUGUCCACAGCGGAGAGCAACUGAGCAGUGGGUUGAGUGAUCCAGAAGAUCUCUGCAAUACGUCCAUGGAGUAUGGAUUCUUGCCAGCACCCGUUGCUCCUAAACAGCUCUCAGAGUCUCCCUUCAAGGUUCAUGUAGAGAAGCUCAGCCUGGAAGGAAAGGCCAGUGGGAAUCAGGACUCCUACCUCAUUCCACUGGAGAUCAAGUUGAAGCACAGCACUGUCCACAUGGACGAACCCUGCCCUCUCAUCACCCCCAACCCUGGGGUUGCUGCCAUCCACGAAUAUGCCGGCUGGGCCACAGAGGUCUCGGGAGACCGAGAAGAAGAGAGAGCUGCGGUGAAGGACUGGGCUCUGGUGUGGACUUUGUGUGAGGCACUCUGGGGCCACUUGAAAGAGCUGGAGGCCCGCCUGGAUGAGCCCAGCGAGUACACCCUUGCUUUGGAGCGCCGGAAGGCUUUUUCCCGCUGGCUGUCGCAAACGGCGGCUGAGCGGAUUGAGGAGGAGGUCUCUCUUAGCCAGCAGGACAAUCCCACAGAGGCUGUCUUCAGCUACCUCACUGGGAAACGCAUCAGUGAAGCUUGUCAGCUGGCUCAGCAGUCUGGGGAUCAUAGGCUGGCGUUGCUCCUCUCCCAGCUGGUAGGGAGCCAGGAGGUCCGUGAACUUCUUGCCAUGCAGCUAGCAGACUGGCAUCACCUCCAGGCAGAUGGCUUCAUCCAGGAGGAGAGACUUCGCAUCUUUGCCCUGCUAGCUGGCAAGCCGGUGUGGCACUUGUCAGAGAGGAGAAGUGUCAACGUCUGUUCCCAGCUGGAUUGGAAGCGCUCUGUGGGCAUCCAUCUCUGGUACCUGCUUCCCUCCACAGCCCCCCUUUCCAAGGCUCUCAGCAUGUACGAAGCUGCAUUCCAGAACUCCUCGGAAUGCGAUAAGUAUGCCUGUUCUCCGCUGCCUCCAUAUCUUGAAGGCUCAGGCUAUGUGGUUGAAGAUGGCGAUUCACAGCACCCCCUGCGAGAUGUCUGCUUUCACCUCUUAAAAUUGUACAGUGACAGGUGUUACGAGCUCCAGGAACUGCUUGACCCCAGGAGCAUAACGGCCGACCCCUUGGACUACCGCCUCAGCUGGCACCUGUGGGAAGUGCUGCGGGCCUUGAACUACACCCACCUGUCGGAGCGGGGCCAGGGCGUGCUGAAUGCCAGCUAUGCCUCCCAGCUGGAGAGCGAGGGGCUGUGGGAGUGGGCGGUCUUCGUCCUGCUGCACGUGCCCAGUGCCCACACGCGUGAGAAGGCAGUACGCGAAUUGUUGAACCGCCACUGCACGCUGGUGGAGACGCCGGAGUCCUGGGCCAAAGAGGCCUUCCUCACAGAGAGACUGUGUGUGCCACCAGAGUGGAUCCAUGAAGCCAAGGCGCUGAGGGCCAGGAUGGAGGGAGACAAGCACAAGGAGGCCCUCUACCUGUUCAAGGCAGGGCACUGGAGUCCCUGCCACAGACUUGUCGUCCAGCACCUGGCUUCAGAUGCCAUUAUUAACGAAAACUACACCUACUUGAAGGGGUAUUUGGAAAACCUGUCUGCUCCAGAGCACAGCGCACUCAUUCAGGACUGGGACACUGCUGGGCUGGUGUUCUUGGACUACAUCCGGGUGGUGGAGAUGCUUGACAAGAUCCAGCAGUUGGAUUGCUCUGGGUACGAGCUGGAGGAGCUGCAUACCAAAGUGACGUCGCUCUGCACCAGGGUGGAGCAAGUCCAGUGCCGCAACGCCAAGGACCGCUUGGCCCAGUCGGAAAUGGCCAAGCGCAUUGCAAACCUCUUGCGUGUGGUGCUGAGCCUGCAGCACCCUCCGGACUCUGCCUCCAACUCCACCCCGGAUGUGCAGAGGGUGCCCCUGCGCCUGCUCGCCCCCCACAUUGGCCGGCUGCCCAUGCCGGAGGACUACGCACUCGAGGAGCUCCGCAGCCUCACUCAGUCUUACCUGCGGGAACUGACAGUGGCGACCCAGUGAGGCCCAUCGGUGCAUCUGGAUGGACCCGCCCUCUGCACCGUUCGUUUGACCCUUUUGGCCCUGGUUUUCAGGGUGAAGGCGCACCCGCUUUGCUGCACCCUCAUGAGCAGCACAGAAUUCUUCUUCUUCUUCUUCUUGUUCUUUUUAACCCUCGGAUGCUGCAUCGCUACCACCAGCUGGCUUGUAGCCACAGAGAUGGAUCCCAAAGACCUGGAUCUGGUGUUGGGGCCCUGCCCCGCCCCACCCCUCUCCACUCCACAAUGCACUCGGGUGUUAAUAAAGCCUCUCAACUGCAGCAGAAGCCAGGUUGCCAGGCCUGUAGCAGGUAGGAGCCAGGGUGGUGGAGCCCCUUCCAGAUAGGCCCCAUGGAUGGGAAAAGUCAGUGUUGCCAUGUACUGUGGAAUCUCCUUGUAAACGGAGGUGGGCCAGAGGGGCUGAGUUUGGGAUGGGCUCACAGUGUGUGUCCUGUGCUGCUGCUGCUGGGGGUGGGGGGAGAAGGUCAACAGUGGGAGUCACCCUGUGCCUUCCAAGCUGGUUAAAGGUGUAGGGGGUAUGGUUUGGUCAUCGGAAGGGAAGGGGGUGAUGUUUAUGGGUGAAGGCACAGCACCUGCUACCCUCCAUGCAGUGAGCUGGCCUUGUCCAUGACAUCAGUCUCCCAUUCCUUAACCCAAGGGGGAAUUGCUCAGUUGAGUCGGCAUCCAGACAUGCUCUUCAGAGUUGGCAUGUUGCUUGGAGGUGAGCUGGACAGCACAAGGGGCCCCUCCAGGACUCGCAGUAAUAGGCGGAAGGAUUCUGCUCCUGAUGCUUUGAAGCCCUCUCUCUUCUCCUGAGAGCUGCUGGCCUGGCUUUCAGAGGCCUUGGCCUUCUAAGCAGACCUGCUCUUGUGCAAGUGCAAGAGGGGUGGGGGUGGCACAGCCUCCCUUGAGACCUGGACUUUGCUAAAGCCAACCAGUGUAAGGCCGUGGGGUUAGCCUGGUGACGAGUCAGUUUGCCGAAUAGCUUCAUCGUAUCACAGAGAUGGACUUCCGGAUGCGAGUCUGACAAGGAAAUGGCCGAGAGCCUUCUGAAUCCCUGGCUUGCCUGAACCUGAGGGAAAGGCAAGCUUUGGGGCGGGGGCUGCUACCCUGCUUCCUCCCACCCCGCCUGCGACUACUUGCGCAGACCUGGGGCUGCUGCCGGGGCAUUUGCUCCUGGACUGUUGAAGGCAAUGCGCGUGCGUGUGUGUGUUUGUGUCUGUUGGGGGUGCCAGCAAAGUGGUUACGCAUGAAGAUUGUGUAAAGGUUUUUAUGAAAACUAUAAAUAAAUGAUCCAGAUUAUUUUCUUGUCUGUUUUUCUGGAAAUACUUUCUAAGAAAAAUAAAAUGUUUAUAGCA
This is a messenger RNA of Hemicordylus capensis (graceful crag lizard), 7125 nucleotides long. It is a transcript of the gene NUP98, whose product is annotated as nucleoporin 98 and 96 precursor. Gene Ontology annotation, molecular function: structural constituent of nuclear pore. Lineage: Eukaryota; Metazoa; Chordata; Lepidosauria; Squamata; Cordylidae. Gene Ontology annotation, cellular component: nuclear pore; nuclear pore cytoplasmic filaments. The transcript has 33 exons. Bases 348 to 5753 code for a protein of 1801 amino acids. The record is from RefSeq and is a predicted model, not a curated record. Gene Ontology annotation, biological process: post-transcriptional tethering of RNA polymerase II gene DNA at nuclear periphery; RNA export from nucleus; protein import into nucleus.